CUUGGUAUUGUUAGUGUUCGUACCGAGGUACCCAGGUACCUGGACAAGCUGGAGAAGGUGCCCACUGCCCAGGCUGGGGUACGUACCACCGUGCACGGGCCUUCAAUUUUCUUCGCCCGGCGAAGCUCCCUCUGGCAGGGGGGCAACUGGCCGGCCGUCCUCAACGUCAAGCGCUCAAGAGCAUGGGUCAGGUCAAGCUACCUUCAUCACAUCCGAUGCCCACGCCCGCCUGCAACUUUGUGACGCCACACGUUAUCCCCGGGGACACCAACUGACCUGCCUCUCUCAUCAAUCCUCAUCCGCCGCCGCCGCCCGCAACUAUGGCCGACGCAGGAGACGAGCCCGCCAACGUCUCGGAGCCUCUCGACCUGGUCCGCCUCCUGCUCGACGAGGUCGUCUUUGUCAAGCUCAGGGGCGAUCGCGAGCUCAAGGGACGGCUCCACGCCUACGACAGCCACUGCAACCUGGUGCUCGGCGAUGUCGAAGAGACUGUCUACGUGGUUGACGACGAGGCAGAGGACGAUGAUGUCAAGACCGUCAGCAAAAAGUCGGAAAUGCUCUUCGUCCGAGGCGACAGCGUCGUCUUAAUAUCGCCCCUGACCCAGUCAUGAUCAACGCUCAAGGACGGCUCUCACCGGUCACCGAGGCGCACAGUUGACAUAAAGCCCUGUCUGCCUCUGGAAUCCAGAGCACUGUGUGUUGGAUCUGUCUCUGUGGCCACAAGAGUUCUCGGACUCGCAGGGACCACUGCGAAAGCCCUUUACUGACCGAGGCCUGCACGGCCAAGACAACGCCGUCGUGCCGUCGCAGAUCCCGAUUACGCAGUGGGGAGGAAUCGCGAGAAACGUCUUGACACCCCAAAGGAGGGUGCAGACCGUGUUCGGUGGGGCGCUGGUGGGAAAAACUCUCAGCCAUCGACGAGCGGGCUGGAUGAAAUUCGGCAUAUUUACACAACAGCACAUGCAGACAAUGAGAUACCAUAUUCGGGACGCACAUGUUCCAUAUUCA
Molecule: messenger RNA, 1008 nt
Organism: Diaporthe batatas
Lineage: Eukaryota; Fungi; Ascomycota; Sordariomycetes; Diaporthales; Diaporthaceae
Product: U4/U6-U5 snRNP complex subunit LSM3
Exons: 3
Coding region: 321-611 (96 amino acids)
Biological process (GO): mRNA splicing, via spliceosome; P-body assembly
Cellular component (GO): Lsm1-7-Pat1 complex; catalytic step 2 spliceosome; P-body
Molecular function (GO): RNA binding
Source: RefSeq, a predicted model, not a curated record